Gymnodraco acuticeps is the source of this 3079-nucleotide messenger RNA. RefSeq lists its product as uncharacterized. The transcript has 12 exons. Lineage: Eukaryota; Metazoa; Chordata; Actinopteri; Perciformes; Bathydraconidae. Bases 77 to 1927 code for a protein of 616 amino acids. The record is from RefSeq and is a predicted model, not a curated record.
AUAAAAGUAACAUGCUCGGGCAGUGGAGUUAAAACCUGAAGACCAGAGGAAUGUUCAUGAUUCACGAUUUCAAAUUAUGGCAAAACAGGAAAACAAUGGAUCUAUGGUCACAGUUGGGUCCAGAAGUCUGCCACUGUAUACACUGGUUAUCGGGUUUUUAGGUCUGCUGAAUGCCAUUCUGAUUCUGACUGCUAUUAUUAUUGGGAUUUACUGUGGCAAAGUCAGUGAGGAAUCUGCUCCAGACCAAAUAACAGCACAAGGGCUCAUCAUAGAGGUGAAUCAACUUCAAAUAAUGCAGACUGAAGCAGUCAAAGCUCAAAAAGAGGCAGAGCAAGCAGUAGAGAAAGAGCUAAGGGAACACCAGCAACUAAAACUGCUGUUAGGGUUGAACAAGACCCUCAUCGACAGCAUUCAGAGGAGUCUUGAAGUACUGCAAGUGGAGAGAGCUACACUGAAGUCCAAUUCAUCUGAUAUGCGAGACAGUUGUGGACGAUGCCAAUCAGGAUGGCUUUUACUCAACACAUCGUGCUACUUCCAUGGUAAAUCAGCCUCCAAUCCUGGCAGGCAAAACUGGCAGGAUAGCCGAUCGGACUGUAUCAGGCGUGGGGCCGAUCUGGCUGUGAUUAAUAGCUUGGAGGAGCAGCUUAAUCUUUUUGAGUUCCUACCUAAAAUGGAUCCGAGGAUUCGACCGUGGUGGAGCACGCAGGGGGGGUUUUGGAUCGGCCUUACGGAUAUUCAAACAGAGGGCCAAUGGGUUUGGGUAAACAAUGUGCCUCUGCAGAAUCCAGGGUACUGGAUAAUAGGUGAGCCCACCAAAUCCCAAGGAACAGAGCAACAGCAUUGUGUCGCAUUUAUUAACCUAAAAAACCCAAGAAAAACAUUCUUUGAUGAUCCCUGCGAACAACAAAGGGAAUGGUUAUGCAAAAUGGAGCCCAAGGUGUCCUUUCUGAACAGUCACGUCAGACUAAAGACUGCUUACAUCCUCAUAGUUAAAAUGGACACAGAAAAUGCAGGUACAUUUGAUGGUUCUUAUAACAAACUGAUCCACCAAGAGGACAUCAGUGGAGAUGAGCUCACUCUCUAUUCAAACCAAGAACAAGAACAAGUGUCCAUGUCUGUGCUGAGACCUGAAUCCAGUUUUAAACAUUACAAACGGCUUACAGUAAGCCUUGCAGUGCUUGCUGUCAUUCUACUAGCAGUGGACAUUGGCCUGGGAGUCUAUUAUGGUAAAUUUACCGAUGGACAGGAUACCAUAAUGGACAUCAGUGCUGAGGUGGCCAAACUGCAGGCUGCUUACGACACUGCGAUCUGGCACAGGGACGAAGCCAAGAAACAGUUGGCCAGUGAGAUAAGGGAGCAGCAAAUUACCAAGUGGGAGCUUGAUCACCAGAAAAGCAGAAGCAUGGACUACCUUAAGCUGAGUGACAACAUUCUAAUGGAAAUAGCAGCUUUGAAAUCCCACAUCCCAAUGAUUAAAGAGGGCUGCAGACACUGUCUACCAGGAUGGACCUUCAUGUACUCAGUGUGUUACUACUUCGCUUUCUCUGAUGCUUUUUCACCAAGGUCAUGGCAGGAAGCCAGACAGUUCUGUAUAAACCAAGGAGGUGACUUGGCAGUGAUCGACAGCAGAGAGAAACACCUGGCAAUAACUGAAUUGAUAAAAAAUUAUCGAGUCCCCUCUCGACCCAUAGCCCACAGUGGCUUCUGGAUCGGAUUGAGAGACAUCGAGGAGGAAGGGAUAUGGAAAUGGCUUGAUGGAACAAGACUGACCACAGGUUACUGGAAUGAUGGAGAGCCCAACGACAGUGGUGGUGAGGACUGUGCAGCAACAUAUCCCAGAGGCAACCCCUUUAAAGCCUGGAAUGAUGCUCCAUGCAAUCAUAUACUGAAAUGGAUUUGCCAAAUGACACCAAGGUCGGAGGGUUAAUCUGAUUUUAAUUUAAUUGCAUUUCCUUAUUUAAUUAAUAGUUUCAGUCAGGAAUCUACACCAUUCAAGGGACUUAAAUAUUUCUUCAAAAUAUUUGAAAGCAUUGUUAAAUAUAAUUUGUAAUGUUCUUUCUAUGUUUUUUUAAACUAAAACUGUGAUUAUUUAAUUUCUUCAAUCCUAUCCAUCUACCUAUAAUGUCUGUAACCUCUUAAAAGGUAGGAACCCAUUUUUUCUAACUUUUAUUUUAGGUUUUAAACAUAAGCCAAUAUCAAGGUUUUCACUCAAAAGAACAUGAUCAAGUUCUGUUUACACAGGGCAGUGGAUCUGCGUUUACACACCACCGUCUGGUUAUAAUCAGCCUGGGAAUGCUAAAUGCAGUACUGCUGAUGGCUGCUGUUGUCAUUGGGAUUUUCUGUCUAAAUGAUCAUAUAGUACAUAAUACUACCUGACCUGACAAACUUGAAAUGUGCAAUUUAACUCGUGAGUGAGAGUAGUAUCACAGCAACCCAUGAUUGACAACGUCCCAAAACUGGGAGGUGGUGGUAUGUGAUGGUAGAACGGAUUUUGGAUAGGCCUGAGUGAUGUAGCGACGGCGGGAACAUGGGUCCAGGUUAACAAUGUAACCGAGGGGGAAACAGUGUAAGCAAGCAUCUCACAGACUGCUUUUCUAUUGAUUUCUUAAGUUUUGUGACAGUAUCAUGGCUCACUGGUAAAACUAAAUUCUAGACUUCUUAGAAGUAGCCUACUGGAGAAAUGGACAGUAUAACAGUUAGGGACCUCAGAGUGGGAACUGUGCAGAUUCUUAAUAAUGUGUUGAUAUCAGGGGGGAAUGGUUUAUUGGAUACUGCCUUGAACCUUCUGUUAAGCUGUAGGCCUAUACUGUAUGUGAAAUGGAGCAAAGUUAAACUUAAAACCUUUCAAAAAGUUGAAAUCACAAUAACUGGACAAAUCAUGUACUAUAUGUCUUUGUAAUAUCUUUGAAAUAAACUGCAGCUUGAUACAUUACUAUUCUUCUUAAACUGUGCUGAGCUAGUAUUCUGUAAUUGCCGUUUUAAUGUAAUAAAAGUGACACCUAAAGGAAUCCAAAAAUACUUGAAUGUUUGUAUACAUAAAUAAUUUUGUGAUCAGAAAAUUAAACUACUCUUCAAAUUU